Messenger RNA from Phycodurus eques (leafy seadragon), 3773 nucleotides. RefSeq names its product solute carrier family 35 member C1 (gene slc35c1). The coding region runs from base 157 to 1251 and encodes 364 amino acids. The transcript has 2 exons. Gene Ontology annotation, cellular component: Golgi apparatus. NCBI's taxonomy places the organism in Eukaryota, Metazoa, Chordata, Actinopteri, Syngnathiformes, Syngnathidae. Gene Ontology annotation, biological process: protein O-linked glycosylation via fucose; GDP-fucose import into Golgi lumen. The record is from RefSeq and is a predicted model, not a curated record. Gene Ontology annotation, molecular function: antiporter activity.
UUCUUUAGAAUAUUGCGCUCAUGAUUUUUUUUCCAAUGACAUUAUGGGAAAGACCGUUUUUAUUGAGCUCUUUGAGCGGCAGUGACGUCAACCGUUCGUAGGCGGUUUGUUUGCUCGAGCUGGCUACAUAUAGAUGAACGCCUCUCUCUUUAAAUCAUGAACAGGACCCAACUAAAGCGCUCCAGUAUUUUGAGGAUGGCUGGUGUGGAAAUGGUGGACCGAGACGGACUCGAGGAGACCUUCCUUUUCCGGGCUGCAAGGAUAGCAGCUGUGGUUGCAUUGUACUGGUUCGUCUCCAUAACUAUGGUGUUCCUCAAUAGUUACCUCCUGGACAACCGCGACCUGGACGCGCCGCUAUUCGUGACGUUCUACCAGUGUGUUGUGACUGUGGUGCUCUGCUGGCUCAUGCGGUUGUUGUCCGCUGCUUGCCCGCAAUUGAUUGACUUCCCGUCGGUCAAAUUUGACGUGAAGACGUCCCGCGAAGUUCUGCCCCUGUCGGUGGUCUUCAUCGGCAUGAUAACUUUCAACAACCUGUGCCUAAAACAGGUUGGAGUGGCCUUCUACACUGUGGGACGUUCCCUCAGCACUGUAUUUAAUGUUUUGCUGUCAUAUGGGAUCUUGAAACAAACCACUUCCUUCAAAGCCAUAUUGUGCUGUGGGAUCAUUCUCGGUGGAUUCUGGCUUGGUGUAGACCAAGAAGGUUUGGCAGGCUCCCUCUCCUGGUCGGGUGUCUCCUUCGGCGUGGUAGCCAGUGCCUGUGUCUCUCUCAAUGCCAUAUUCACGAAGAAAGUGAUGGCUGUAGUGGAUGGAAAUAUCUGGAAACUAUCUUACUAUAACAACAUCAAUGCAUGCUUCCUCUUCCUCCCACUCAUUCUUGUGUUUGGAGAGGUGGGCCGGAUCACCAGCUUCAGCGGCCUCACUGAUCUCGGGUUUUGGGGCAUGCUGACACUUGGAGGAGUGUUUGGGUUUGCCAUUGGUUAUGUCACAGGCCUGCAGAUCAAGUAUACCAGUCCGCUGACGCACAAUGUCUCAGGGACUGCAAAAGCCUGUGCUCAGACUGUUAUUGCAGUGGUGUACAACUCUUACAGUAAAAGCCUUCUGUGGUGGACCAGUAACAUGUUGGUUCUUGCCGGGUCUUCAGCCUACACAUGGGUCAAGAGUCAAGAAAUGAAGAAGAUUCCUUCAAGGCAGGCUCAGGAUUCCGCCAAAGAAAAACUGCUUUUUGGGGAGAAGGGAAACACAAGGGUAUAGUACACUCAUGUAUGCGGAAAACAUUUUAAUUAGGUAAACCAUGAAUCUUUGAAUUUCCUUAAACUUUGUGUUUCCUUCAGAUUUAAAAAGAUUAUUAUUUUUUGUAUACAUGAGGACAAAUGACUCUAAAUUUCCUGUAAGUGUGAACUGUGACUGGUUAUUUGUUUAUAUGUGACCUGAACUGGUUGCCAGUUCAGGGUGUACCCUGCCUCUCGCCCAGAGUCAGCUGAGAUUGGCACCAGCACACGUGCAAACCUCGUGAGGAUAAUGCCCGGAUCAGUCUACAAGAGAAAUUUGGUCUUUCAUGAUUGCACUAUGUCAGACUACUGCCAUAAAAUCUUGCUGUGUUUCGGGCAGACAGUGGCAACACUACAUGACAGUUAAUCUGAUAGCACCGUAUCCAGUCUUUUACGAUCACUGGGCUUUGUCUUGUCAAAUCAAACACUGUCGGUGAAGCGGAACCAGAAAAUGUGUCACCGGUCAACGUGACUGGAUCCACCCAUUACCAUGAUGACGAUAACAACAAUGGAUUGCGCCAAUGUAUUGUGUUGGGGGGGAAGAAAUAAAAGAGGAAAAGUGUGGUGGUGUCACUGGUGCUCGGGAGUGGGCUGUCCAUUCUAGAAGAGGUUGAGGUCUGUUUACAUACUUUUAAUACAAUACGGCUCGUAAGCAGCCAACACAAUGUCAUGUAGCCUAGCAAGCUGGUGCUAACACUAAUGUUUGAUUGUAAACAAGCCGGCAUUCAGUCUUAUGACUAAAGCUUCGGUACACAUUGGUUUGUGCGCGUCAAUAAAUGUUGACAACGGCAAGCACGGGAGGCGAAUCGUCAGGUCACAAUACACAAUCCUAUUGGUCGACGUCGAGGUGCGCUGUCGGAGAGUUGUCGAUAUGUCACACUACACGGAAGAUAUCCCCAAAAAAUCAAACAUGCUUGACUUUUAAUUUUGGCAUCGUUGGGCCAAAUCGUUGGUCGUGGAUUAUGUCACACUACAAGAAGUUUUGUCGUGCCUGAUCUGGGAAAUCGCCCGCGAUAGCUAAUAUCGGAGCUAAAAUCCUGUAGUCUGAUUUGGCAUAAGCGGUAUGGAAAAUGGAUGGAUGGAUGAGGAGAAGCCACUUUUGUAGUGGUUUGGGCAUUAAUCAUACUGUGAGUUUAUGUUUCAUAUCAUAUUGUGUAAUAGAGUGAACUCUUUUAUAUCUUUGUAUUUAAUGCAGUGUUACCUUGAAUUACAAGUUCAAUUAAUACUGUGACUGAGCUUGUAGAUGAAUUUGCUUCUGCUUUACAAUUGUCUCACAGCACAAAGCAACCUGACUGAGAGAUGGUUCCUAACUCGGAAAGCCUGUAAAUUUGUGCACUCAUAAGUCAAGGUUCCGAUGUAUUUGUUUUUUUUGGGGGGGGGACUCUACAAUUACCUUUGCAAUGACUGACAAAACUAAUGUGUAUGUCACCACCAGAGGGUAAACGUGGUGCAGUGGAAUCUCGGGUUACACAUUUAAUUUGUUCCGAUACCCCAUUCUAAAACCGAAACAUUUCCCAUUGAAACGAAUGCAAAAUAAAUUAAUCCCUUGCACCCUUACUUUGAUCGUUGUGUAGUUAAAAAUAAAUACUGUGCAAUACAUAAAUACGUGAAAACACAGUGAAUGAUGAUAAAAAACUGCGUUUGCUAGCAAAUCGCUGUGCAGCGGGUAUGGCAAGUUUAUUUACAUUCACUGGUUACUGCAAGCCCUAAAUGGCCACCACCUGGCGGCCAUUUUAGGCACACAAAAAAACAUGCCUGAAGCACGGAGCCAAUGAUGUUCAUGCGACGUGAGAAAAAGCACAAAGUUCUAAGCCUUCUGCUUUAGGAAACCGGAAGACUCUUCGUAGGCUGAAAAUAGUAUGUAACCUGAGGUAAUUUUUCUUUAAAAAAAAAAAAUUUGUAAACGGGGUUGUUCGUAAACCAAUGUUCCACUGUAUUUUGUAAACAUGCAUAUUAUUUCAAAAUAUUUUUUGUUGAGGUUAGGCAGUGAAAUCAUCAGUCAGGAUAUAAAUAUAUAUAUAUAUAUAUAUAUAUAUAUUUAUAUCUAUAUAUUUAUAUAUUUAUAUAUAUAUAUAUAUAUUUAUAUAUAUAUAUAUAUAUAUAUGGGCAUUUAUGAGGUAAAAUCCUGUACAACUGGGAUGUCAAACGUACAGACCGCAAACGAGAACUGACUCAUGGGGACUGUUCUGCCUGUCAGGCAAGUUUUAGUUUAUUUAUACGUGCAGAAUCUUGUUUUGAAACUCACCCUUUUAUUUUGACACAAGCGCCGUAGAACCUGAAGUGUUGGAUCCAUGUAUGAAGUAACCAAUGUUGUGGAACUUCUGCAGAGGCAACGCCUGUAUGUACCAUAUCCCUACAUUUGUUUUGUAAUUCCCCAUGCAAAUUUGCAAUUACAAACGAGUGUGAAGUUACUUAGGCAGAGGUUUAUAACGUUCUUGUCUUCUUUUUAAUCUUUCUUUUCAAUCCAGGAAUUGUUUUUUUUCCCCCAAUUAAGUAUCUCUUACC